AUGAAGCGUCUAAAUAUUGUGAUAUUUUUAAUAUUGAUGUUUUUCAUUCAAUUUGAUUCGAUAAUUAUGAAACAAAAUUUCAAUCAAACAUCAUCAUUCGAUGAUGAUGAUGAUGAUGGUGAAGAAUUAAUUUUAACUGAAACUGAAAUAGAUCAUCAACGUAAUGCACGUAUGAUGAUGAUGAAGAUGAUGAAUAAUCAAACUUUGAAUCAUCAUUAUUGUGAUGAUGGCUGGAUAUCAUUCAAGAAUAAAUGUUAUUUCUUUCAUAAUGAUAUGAUCGGUGCCAAUAUACAUGAAGCAAUCAAUAUCUGUGAACGUUAUCAUCAUUCACAUCUAUUACAAAUCGAUUCGAUUGAUGAAACACGAUUUCUUCGAUCAUAUUUAUUCGAAAAACUUGAACUAAAAUUUUCAAUAUGGCUUAGUUUAAUACGAAAAAAUUCUACACAUUUUAUGUGGUUAAAUAAUCGUCGUCCAUUAUAUCGACUUAAUAAUUCAUCAUCAUCAGGUGAUAAUAAUAAUGAUGAUGAUGAUGAUAAUAAUAAUCAUUGGUCAUCAUUUACAUAUUGGGCACCAAAUGAACCAAAUAAUCUAAAUUCAAAACAUUAUUGUGUUGUAAUGAGUUCAGAAAAACAGGAUUUAUUAUUUGGCCGUUGGUAUGAUGUAACCUGUUCGGAUGCAUUUUUGGUCGUUUGUGAACAUAGUAAUAAUAAUAGUGAUGACAAAAAUAAUCAAACUAAAUCUAUAAUAUCAUAUGAAAAUGAUGAUGGCGUCACAAGAUCGUUGAAUUUAUUAGACUCACAAACAUCCGAUUCGAAUGUUGAUAAUCGACAACAACAACAACUACAACAUCCAUGUCAUUCGAUUGUUCAAUUAAAACAACAAUAUCCUGAUCCAACGACCGUUCAUUUUAAUCAUGCAUUUAUGAUUGAAACAACCGAUAUUUAA
Molecule: messenger RNA, 945 nt
Organism: Dermatophagoides farinae (American house dust mite)
Lineage: Eukaryota; Metazoa; Arthropoda; Arachnida; Sarcoptiformes; Pyroglyphidae
Source: RefSeq, a predicted model, not a curated record